Monoraphidium neglectum is the source of this 183-nucleotide messenger RNA. RefSeq lists its product as hypothetical. Gene Ontology annotation, biological process: chromatin remodeling; negative regulation of transcription by RNA polymerase II. Lineage: Eukaryota; Viridiplantae; Chlorophyta; Chlorophyceae; Sphaeropleales; Selenastraceae. The transcript is spliced from 2 exons. The coding region runs from base 1 to 183 and encodes 60 amino acids. Gene Ontology annotation, cellular component: chromatin; nucleus. Gene Ontology annotation, molecular function: DNA binding; ATP hydrolysis activity; chromatin binding. The record is from RefSeq and is a predicted model, not a curated record.
AUGGAGCUGCGAAAGUGCUGCAACCACCCCUACCUCUUCACAAACGGCAUGCCGCCCGUGGGGGAGGUCAAUGCGCAGGACACUGCGCGGCAGCAGCUGAUCGCGGCCAGUGGUAAGCUUGAGCUGCUGGACAAGAUGAUGACGCGCCUCAAGGACAGGGGGCACAGGUGGGGGGGGUCUUGA